GAACAAACGCAGCAACAGUGUACAGCCCUCCGCAACUCGCCGCCCGCGCUCACCAAUACUACGGCACUAUCCUCUUCAUCCUCCUCCUGCUACAAUGGCCUCUACGGGGGUAAAUGUCCUCCGCUGGGGCGCACUCGUCUUCGGUGUCUUCUACGGCUUCUCACACCAGCAAAGUAUUCAUGCGAGAGACAAGGCCGCCGCACUCAAGGCAGAGUACGACCGUAAAGCCAAGUUGAUAGCGAGUGCAAAGGCGAAGUUUGCAGAGCAAAAUGCGCCGCGGACAGGCGAUGGAGUGAUAACAAAUCCCGAGGACCCCAAAUUCGACCUCGAAGCAUAUUUGCAAAAGAUCGCCUAGACGAUAUAUCAGCGCAUACGAUCAGCAAUGAAGAAACCAGCUGGGCUAGAGCCAUGUGAGAGCGCAAGGCAUGAUUGGGGGAUAUCCACGAGGGCAAAGGCGAAGAUGCAGGACAUGGUGGGUCACAAGCUGAGAAAUUGUAUAUACACUGUACAACAUUCAGUUCAAGCCUUGACAACAGCACACGCUUGGCUCGAGUUUUGUUACAAUGAGUUUUUGCCCGCGCUGGUGGACAAGCAAGACUUUCAAGGCCCACUGACCGCGACGUUCUAACCCCUAGAUACUACCUAUUCAUGUAUGAGGUAGCUUCAGGUCUAGGAGUUUUU
Sphaerulina musiva SO2202 is the source of this 681-nucleotide messenger RNA. Its product is annotated as ATP-synt_E-domain-containing protein. Lineage: Eukaryota; Fungi; Ascomycota; Dothideomycetes; Mycosphaerellales; Mycosphaerellaceae. The record is from RefSeq and is a predicted model, not a curated record. The transcript has 3 exons. Bases 95 to 355 code for a protein of 86 amino acids. Gene Ontology annotation, molecular function: proton transmembrane transporter activity. Gene Ontology annotation, biological process: proton motive force-driven ATP synthesis.